This is a messenger RNA of Choloepus didactylus (southern two-toed sloth), 2778 nucleotides long. RefSeq names its product DPH3 homolog. Gene Ontology annotation, molecular function: metal ion binding. Gene Ontology annotation, biological process: protein histidyl modification to diphthamide. The record is from RefSeq and is a predicted model, not a curated record. Lineage: Eukaryota; Metazoa; Chordata; Mammalia; Pilosa; Megalonychidae. The transcript has a single exon. The coding region runs from base 123 to 371 and encodes 82 amino acids.
CAAAAGUUCCUGCACCGGUGCGUGAUGACAGCGCCCAGCACCGGCAGGCUCCAUCGAAGUUAGACCCACCGAGGUGGCGUCGGACGGCGGGGGCGACAGCCCUUUGGUUGCCCCCAGUGACAAUGGCGGUGUUUCACGACGAGGUGGAGAUCGAGGACUUUCAGUAUGACGAGGACUCGGAGACUUAUUUCUACCCCUGCCCGUGUGGGGAUAACUUCGCCAUCACCAAGGAAGAUUUGGAGAAUGGAGAAGACGUGGCAACGUGUCCUAGCUGCUCUCUCAUUAUAAAAGUGAUUUAUGACAAAGAUCAAUUUAUGUGUGGAGAAACAAUACCAGCACCUUCCACCAACAAGGAAUUAGUUAAAUGCUGAAGAAGGCUUUAAGAAUCCAAAUCUGGAACAGUUGAGAAUGAGCCAAGAUGGAAAAAUCAAAUGCAAAGUUAUAGACCUCUUCACAAGGACAACCUUCUUGUGGUUUUUUGCUCUGUUACAGAGUAUGGAUUCUUUCCAACAACUGCGACGUUCACCUUCAAUUAAGAAGCAAUCCACAACAUGACAUACCUGGAUUUCACACAUAAAACUUUGAAUUGCAAGUGUUCUUAAUUUUCCAUCUAAAUUUUUUAAAAGAUAGUUUCAAAUCAGUGCAUUUUUUCCCUCAGUUACAUUAUUUUCGUAUCUUAAAUCUAACUACGUCAGUAUCUGAUGACAGAAUCAUCUACCUCAAAGUUAUUAGUGUUCCUUUACAAAAAUGGGAUUGUAUUUUUUACUUGGUUGUUAAGAUUAAUACUAGCCCUUCCUUUGAAAUUUGACAUAAAUUUUGCUAAGAAAAUUUGCUAGCUAAAAUUUGCUAAUCUCCUCAGUCUUGUCAUUGUUAGGAUGUUCAUAUUCUGUUAAGCAUGCCUUUUCUGUUACGUUUCAUGCAUAGAGUGCUGGUUAUGGUGUUAAAGAGAAAAUACAGUGAGGUCAUAAUUUCUCCAGAGCUAAAAGUUAGUGAAUAAGAAAGAAAAGUAAAAAGUGAAAUGGUAAAUGGUCAAAGAAUAGCGAGUUUCCUUUUCAGUAUUCUGUAUGUUCCUGGAGAAUCAGGAUAAGAUAAAAAGACAAGCAGCCAAGAGAAGCAAAAUUGGUAACAGAAUGAGAGGAGCCAAACAUGUCAACUUAGCAAAUGAGAUGCUUAAAUGAUUUUGCAAGAUCAAAGCAAAUAACAUUUCUAUAUCCGGGUUUUGUUUGUUUCCUUUUAGAAAAGGCUAAUGAAAUCAUACUCCAGAUGGGGGUUAAUGUCCAGUCUUGAUGGCUGGAGGCAAUGCUUUCAGCAUGAUUACCAUAUCAUGCCACUACUCUUAAAAGAUGAAGCCUCUACAGUGGCUUCUGUUUGCUGAAGGUGAGCUUGAAAACUGGAGGUCUUUUCUGAAUAAAUAUGCCCAUGGGGACACAUCUAAUGUGCCAUCACCUGCAACCAAACCAGAUAUGCACUGUUUCUGAGAUGUUUGCCCUGGAGAAAAAUAAAUAUAUAAAGAUAGACCUUUAGUUUUCCUUUGCUGCAGUUCUGAGAAGUAGCACAAAAUUAGAAUCACUUAUAUGGAAAUUCAGAAUUUUCCUUUAUAUAUGCAACUUUCCUGCAUAUAUAUAAAGUUGAAAAAUUGAACUGAUAUCUAGCAGGUUGUUUGGGAAAUUGCUCCUAAAAGAAAACUGACUUGCUAGAAUUUAAAUAUUCUGUUACUGAUUGAUAAAAUGUGCUACACACACUUGCUGGGGGUUUAAAUUAAAACAAUUGUAUAGCCUUUUGCCUGCUUGCAGUGUGGCUACGUGUAGCCAUUAGGCUGAGACUUAAUAAAUCACCAGGGUAUGUCAUGUGAAGCAUUACAUGGCAUAUUCUUGAUGUGCUAAGAAAUCUCAUUGCCAUGUGGGAUACUGACACCCCUGAAGUAAACCACAACUGCUUUGCAAAAGUUCGUCUCAGAAGCAGUGACUGUUCAAAUGAACAGAGCAGGAUUCGUGAUAACUCUGACUAAAAUGAGCUGCCCUAAACUCAAAUGUUGAUGGUUUUAUAGAUAUUGAUACCAUGUUAACUACCUCUGCUAAUGUUGAAUCUCAAACAAUAACAGACACCCUUGACAUAGGUCUGUUAUGAGCACAGAGGAAUGGGAAGAAAAGUUGCCAAAGCUGAAACAUCCCAGGAGAAAAGAAACAUAAACAGCCCUGGCAAUCAGUGAUCCAUGAUAUUGCAAUAGUCAGAAUGACUAAAUAUGUUUGUGAACUACAAAAGAACCGUCAGAAUUCAGUCCAAUGUUAAACAAAGAAAAACCAGAGGCGUUUUAGAUACGACUAGAGUUCUAUGUGAUAAAUGUGCCUUAUUUGGCCCAACAGACAUUUCUGGAGCCUUUCUAAGAAUCAAUUUGUAGUCCAGGCUUUCCCUCUCAUUAGCUUUUGUAAUCCUUGACAAUGCCUGUGGAUCCCUUAUCUGUACAGUUAGGUGAUUGGAUCAGAUGGUUUCUGAACCAUCAGUUCUACAGUGUCAGGUUUAGUGGCUUGCAGGAACUGAAAUGGCAUUUGAAACCUUUAUAAACUCAACUAUCUAAAUCAUGAAUUACAGAGAAAGAGACUCUAUUCUUCAAAAAGUUGAUGUUACCACACUUUUGAAUUUGAAAAUUAUGAAGACAGCUGUUUAAGUGGUUCUACAUACACUCCAGAAAGAAACAUUUUCUUUGGAAAGCACCAUUUUCUUUGGAAAGCACCCAACAUUUUUUGAUAACUGUAUAUAUUAAUUUAUUACCAGGAUAAA